GUCACUCACAUUGUUCAUGCUAUUGUACUCGUUGUUUGUUCUCCAUCACAAUCACCUAUUCGUUUCUGUGUGCUGCUGUCAUGAUUUUCUAUGGUCCUGCGCCUCAAGUUUCGCUUGACAACAACGAGCCGCCCUCAAACAUCGUUGAGUAUAUGGUCAAUUUGGUCGAGGGUGAUCAUGAUGAGGGUGAUGAGAUCCCCCAAGAUGAUCAGCAGGAGCAAAACGGUGAAGAAUGGUUCGAAGAGCAGCUCGAAGAAGAUCUCAAGUGGUCUUUUGCCUUGAACAGGGUGUUGCAUAUAGGAGCAAGCCAGUUUCAAGAUGUUGCUCUAGUAGACUCGAAGAGAUUUGGCAAGGUUCUGUUGAUUGAUGGAAGGCUGCAGAGUGCUGAAAAUGAUGAGUUUAUAUACCAUGAGUCCUUGAUUCAUCCUCCUCUUUUGCUGCAUGAAAACCCCAGAACCAUAUUCAUAAUGGGAGGUGGUGAAGGGUUUACAGCCAGAGAGGCACUGAAGCACAAAUAUGUGGAGAAAGUUAUAAUGUGUGAUAUAGAUGAGGUAGUUGUAAAUUUUUGUCGUGCUCAUCUGGAAGCAAACCAUGAGGCGUUUUCUGAUGAUAGGCUUCACCUAGUUUUCAAUGAUGCCAAGACUGAGUUGGAGAAAACUGAAGAGAAGUUUGAUGUGAUUGUGGGAGACGUACCAGACCCAAUUGAGGGAGGCCCUUGCAACAAUCUCUACACCAAAAACUUCUAUGAGCAAGUCAUAAAAUCUCACCUCAAGGACAAUGGCAUCUUUGUCACUCAAGCUGGUCCAGCAGGAAUUCUCUCCCAUAAGGAUAUAUUCACUUCAAUAUACAACACUGUAAAACAAGUGUUCAAAUAUGUGCUUGCAUACACAGCUCAUGUGCCGUCUUAUGCAGAUUCAUGUGGAUGGGUUAUGGCUUCAGAUCAACCACUCAAUUUGGAUGCUGCACAACUCAAUAGCAGCAUUCAGGAACGAAUCCGAGGGAAGCUACUGUAUUUAGAUGGUGCUUUCAUUGUCUCAUCAACUGUGGUAAACAAGACGAUCUUCACAUCGUAAGUACAGGCUUAAGGAAGAAACUAAUGUCUUCACAGAAGAAACUACAAAGUUCUGCCAUGGACAUGGACUCGCUGACAAUGCACAAGGCAACGGGUUUAUUAAGGUCUAAAUGUGUUCUGUGCUGCCAUAGAAGCAAGGCCGGUGACAAUAAUUUAAGUAUUUGGAUAAUAUGUAAAAUUAAGAACUUUUUAUUUUGGUCUUCAAGUCGGAACUAGUUUUGAGUUUCUGAGAGAUAACAUUGGCUUUAAUCUGAGAUUUAUGGUUAUGAAAUAAUUGGAUCA
Molecule: messenger RNA, 1354 nt
Organism: Argentina anserina (silverweed cinquefoil)
Lineage: Eukaryota; Viridiplantae; Streptophyta; Magnoliopsida; Rosales; Rosaceae
Product: thermospermine synthase ACAULIS5-like
Exons: 10
Coding region: 81-1073 (330 amino acids)
Biological process (GO): polyamine biosynthetic process
Molecular function (GO): thermospermine synthase activity
Source: RefSeq, a predicted model, not a curated record